Molecule: messenger RNA, 1867 nt
Organism: Psammomys obesus (fat sand rat)
Lineage: Eukaryota; Metazoa; Chordata; Mammalia; Rodentia; Muridae
Gene: Pdcd1
Product: programmed cell death 1
Exons: 5
Coding region: 1-864 (287 amino acids)
Biological process (GO): negative regulation of immune response; positive regulation of T cell apoptotic process
Cellular component (GO): external side of plasma membrane; membrane
Source: RefSeq, a predicted model, not a curated record
AUGUGGGUCCGGCAGGUGCCCUGGUCACGCACUUGGGCUGUGCUACUGUUGAGCUGGCAAUCAGGGUGGCUUCUAGAGGUCCCCAACGAGCCCUGGAAGCCCCUCACCUUUUCCCCAGCCUGGCUCACAGUGUCAGAGGGAGCAAAUGCCACCUUCACCUGCAGUUUCUCCAACUGGUCUGAGGACCUUAUGCUAAACUGGUACCGCCUGAGCCCCAGAAACCAGACUGAAAAACAGGCUGCCUUCUGCAAGGGUUCCAGCCAGCCCGUCCAGGAUGCACGCUUCCAGAUCACACAGCUGCCCAAUGGGCAUGAGUUCCACAUGAACAUCCUUGACACACGGCGCAAUGACAGUGGCAUCUACCUCUGUGGGGCCAUCUCCUUGCCCCACAAGAUACAAAUCAAGGAGAGCCCUGGAGCAGAGCUCGUGGUAACAGAGAGAAUCCUGGAGACCGCAACAAGAUAUCCCAGCCCAUCACCCAGAACACCAGGCCAGUUUCAAGGCUUGGUCAUCGGUAUCAUGAGUGUCCUGGUGGGUGUGCCCCUGUUGCUGCUGCUAGUCUGGGUCCUAGCUGCCUUCUGCUCAACAGGUAUCUCAGAGACCAGAGGAGCUGGAAGCAAAGAGGAGCCUCUGGAGAACCCUUCAGCACCACCUGUCUUCAGUGUGGCCUAUGAGGAGUUGGAGUUCCAGGGACGACAGAAGACUCCAGAGCUCCCUACCUCCUGUGUGCACACAGAAUACGCCACCAUUGUCUUUGCUGAAGGGAUGGGCACCUCAUCCUUAGGGCGUAGGGGCUCAGCUGAUGGCCUGCAGGGUCCCAGGCCUCCAAGGCAUGAGGAUGGACACUGUUCUUGGCCCCUUUGACCAGAUCCUGCAACCAUUAGCAUCCCACGGACCCUUCAUAGAGAGCACAGGUCCCUUCCUCUAUCAAGAGGAACAUGCAGGCUACAAUGCAACACAGACUCCCAGGGCCUGAGCUACCUGGAGUGACAACCCAAAACUUGGACCAGUUCCAAUUCAUGCAUUGUUGAGUGACAGUACUCUAUUGAUUACCAAAAGCUAGAGGCAGCAGGUAUCCCUGUUCCCUAAUGUCCCAAGAUACAGAGCUGGUCUGAGGCAGUAUUUCCUGAAUCCUGUGGCUGGGUACUGCUAGGGGCUUGAGACACUAUAGCCUAUGGCCUCUGGGAAUCCUGUGCCUGGAAAUGGGGAACCUGAUUAGAGACUGACUUUAAGUAGCCUUGUGAGGCAACCCCAUAACAAGGAGGUCCAUCCAGGGACACAGUAAGCAUAGCACAUAAAGAUGCUCUUGAAAGAUACUCAGGUGGGAAAAUCAUAGGCUGGGGGACAUAAUGACCCUGAACUCAUCCCCAAGACCUUGAGAAGGUUUGGUGAAGGCUGUAAAAUCUCCUAUCUUCAGAGGAAGUAUGAGUAUUCACCAGGCAAAAGCUCUGUGAGAGUCCCCCUGUCCUCCUGUUUGCCCAGGUAUGUGCUUUUUCUACAGCAGGGAAACUAAGGCAGUAAAAGGAACCAGUAGAGCUAGAGACCCACCCACAUCUCUGGUGAGGCACUUGACUCUCCCUACUUUCCCCUAGGAACCAAGAGGACAAGGUCUAUGUCAGCAGCAAGGAAGGGAAAGGGGGACACAUAGCUUUGACUCAUACCAGCUGUGACCAUUGUGGGCAGUAAUUCAGGUGUUAGGAUCCACUCAUUCAUUCUUUCCUAGAGUCCAGUUCUGGAUUCCAUUUACACUGCAGGGCCCUGAAAUGGACAACUAUUUUAAGGGUUCCCUUGACACUUAAGACAGUUGAGGUAACAAGAGCCUAGCUAUCUGGUGGACACCCAAAAUGACCAGGGCUUAGGGGUCCCU